This is a messenger RNA of Carcharodon carcharias (great white shark), 751 nucleotides long. Its product is annotated as cell division control protein 42 homolog. The coding region runs from base 140 to 715 and encodes 191 amino acids. The record is from RefSeq and is a predicted model, not a curated record. NCBI's taxonomy places the organism in Eukaryota, Metazoa, Chordata, Chondrichthyes, Lamniformes, Lamnidae. Gene Ontology annotation, biological process: small GTPase-mediated signal transduction. The transcript is spliced from 6 exons. Gene Ontology annotation, molecular function: GTP binding; GTPase activity.
AGGCAGGUCCCCCAGUACCGAAACUCCCGUAUGGAACCAACGCCUUUAGCAGGAAGAAGCCAGGGAUCAGGUUGGUGCCUGCCCCCAGCACAAGUGUUGAUUCUGGAUGAGUUACUGACGCAGGAUUGACAGAGUGGCGAUGCAGACCAUUAAAUGCGUGGUUGUUGGGGAUGGAGCUGUCGGUAAAACCUGCCUGCUGAUUUCCUACACCACCAACAAGUUCCCCUCGGAGUAUGUACCGACGGUGUUCGACAACUACGCAGUCACGGUGAUGAUCGGGGGUGAGCCGUACACAUUGGGACUCUUCGACACAGCAGGCCAGGAGGAUUACGACAGGUUGAGGCCUCUAAGUUAUCCGCAGACCGACGUCUUCUUGGUCUGCUUCUCCGUCAUCUCUCCAUCGUCGUUUGAGAAUGUCCGAGAGAAGUGGGUGCCGGAGAUUGCGCACCACUGCCCCAAGACGUCCUUCCUCCUGGUGGGGACCCAGAUUGACCUCCGCGACGACCCCAGCACAGUGGAAAAACUGGCCAAGAACCGGCAAAAGACGGUGACCAGCGAGGCGGGCGAGAAACUAGCCAGGGAGCUCCGGGCGGUCAAAUACGUGGAGUGCUCGGCACUAACGCAGCGUGGUUUGAAGAACGUCUUCGAUGAGGCUAUCCUCGCUGCCCUGGAGCCUGAGAAAGAGACACAGAAGCGGAGAUGUUGCCUCCUCUGAGGGCUUUUACGCCUGGUGGGGAGGGGGCGGUGGGGG